Messenger RNA from Pochonia chlamydosporia 170, 2706 nucleotides. Its product is annotated as heat-labile enterotoxin, A chain. Lineage: Eukaryota; Fungi; Ascomycota; Sordariomycetes; Hypocreales; Clavicipitaceae. The record is from RefSeq and is a predicted model, not a curated record. The coding region runs from base 1 to 2706 and encodes 901 amino acids. The transcript has a single exon.
AUGCGGUUUAAACACUUCUUGGCCGUCUCCGGCCUGGCAGUCCUUGCGGCCGGUUACUCCACGCCAGGGGCACUCGAGCGCGUCUACUUUUACUAUGCGUACCGUCUGGACGAGAUGACUGGCAGAGCAAAGAUUGCACCAGGCUGCGGGAAGCCAGGCAGCCCGUGCAGCUUCGACGAGUUUGUCAAAUGGAUCCAAAACGACAAGGUAGCCACUCACAUUACGGAUGAGCCGUUUCCACCCAUCGACGAAACUGCCAAGAUUCUGUCCGAAAAAGGCCUGACUGGUGUCAUUAACAUUGGCCGCGUCAUGAAUGGUAUCCAAAAUGACUAUACGGUACUGCUGAACAAGGUGGGGGAUGUUGUCACUGGGAAAAUGGAGGCCAACCUCAAUAUCGAGAACCCGACAGAGGCGCAGCUCAAAGAACUCAAAGAUGUGAGGCUCAAGAUCAUGGAUGCAGUAAAAAUGGUAGGCAAUGCACGUGUGGCGGCGACUGUGACUUCGUUCAAGCCGUUUGCCAAUUUCAAAGUGGUCCUCAACGCCAAGGGCGACGCCGUCGACUUUGAAAAGACAGUCGAAGCGAACCCCGGAAGCAUCUCGAGAGACCGUCUUGAGGAGCUCUGGACCCAGCACUCCCAGGGCAAGACGGCCACUCCCGAGCUCUUGAGAGACUUCAAGCCGCAAAUGAGCUUCAAAGUUAUACCCCUUCCCGGUGGCGGAAGGGUUGAUAUGGGGUCGACACUCAAAGCCAACCCCGGCAUGACCAGAGACGGGCUCACGGCACAGUGGAACCUCAACAUCGAAGGCAACCACGGGGGAAACAUUGAUGCGCUUAAAAGGACUUUUCUCAACAUUCGCCAAAUUCUGUGUCCGAGCGACCGCAGACGGUGGAUCAAGAGAGGCGCGUUGGCCUGCUCCUUGAAUGACCUGCUGUCCGUCGAUGAGGCUGUCUCCCAGGGCACAAAACUGUCUCCCGAAGGCCCCGAGCUGCCGCCGACGUCACAGGAAAUAACCGUUGCCCACGAGGCCGAGCGCAUCUCCAACAUGGAGUUUGAGGAGCUCAUGCCGAGAUUUCGACUGGCUACCCUACGAAAGCAGCCGAGUCUGUCGCUCCAGGAUUUAAGAACAAAGUACCUUGGUUACAAGCCGCUUGACCCCAAGUCGCCGAGACUGCGUCCCGGCUCCGGCGGCUCGCUGGCCAUGAAAACCUUUGGGGUUGCCGGUGGUGCCGCCUGGGUAGGCGGCGUAGUCGAAGCCUUUGCACACGACGUCGGGGCGCUGAACCGGGCGGCCGUCUUGGCCUCCAUUGUUCCCCUUGUGGGAUGCACCACCAGCGCAAUUGCCGGAGCCCAGAGCGGCGAAGAUCCCGUCAUCAACGGAGUAGACACGGCCCUGUGCUUCCUCGGCGAUGCGUUGAUUCUUGGCGGUUUUGUUCCUGCUGGCGUCGUGGCUCAACUCGUCCGCACAAUCAUCGAUCUCUUCACUCCCCUUCCCGAGCUGCCCACCAAAGAAGCCAUGCAAAGCGCCCGCGACGGGCCCUGGAAGACGUUCCUAAGUGAUCGCGUGUACAAGCUCAUCUACUCGCAUCAGGAGUUCUACCCAGAGGAUGGUUUCGGAGCCAAGCUAGAGAGUGCGCUCGCCAUCGAGGCCGGGGCCGUCGUUUCCGAGAGUGCCCAGACGAUAGGCGCGCUCAAGGCUAGCAUUCAGUCCCCCGGCGUAGAUGUUGACCAAGGUCAACUUCAAACCGGCACCGAGGAGGCCGUCGUCAAGGUUCGAGAGGCAACGCCCGUCGAAAUCCGAAAAAGGCAGCGUCACUUCCUGCUAGGACUCCCGGCCACCCUGAGGGACGGCAACGCCGCCUCGUUUGGGGACUUGGGCCGCGAUUAUACCAGAGACUUUGUCAACCGCAUAACGUCGUUUGAGAAUAUCCAACGCUAUCCAGAUUCCAAAUUCACCGACUUUCUGACGCCUUUGGCUGGAGGCGUAGGGGCUGUUGCUAAUGACCCCUAUUCAGAGUCCAGUGCGCGCAUGAGGGAAAUCGGGCAGUAUCUACAAAACACACCCCUACCAAUGCCCAGCCUCUUUGAGCUUGCCUUUAUUCUCGGCCAGUCCAAAGGGAUGAAGGUGGCGCCAGAGACACUCUCUGCGCGAGAUUACAUCAAGCAGCAAGUGCCGACUGCGCCUGAGCCGACCGUGGACAUUGUAGCCAUUCGGCAGACAAUAGGCAUUUCACGUCUCAUGUAUGGUCAGGUCAAGGAGGCCCAGCUGCCGCUGGACUACCCUGCCGACGACGACCAGAGCCGCCACCGACUUCAGCUGCUCCUCGCCAUGAGAAUGGGUGCACUGUACGAACAAGCCAAGGUGGAAUGGAGCAACGGACAGAUCGGGCAGUUGAUGACUCCCGCUGACUAUCGACGGGUUACGCACCCUGUGGUGCCCCCUUUCCCACCACACCCGGAUGAAGUUGGUUCCAUUGGUCUCAUGCUUGGGCUUUCCAAGGCUGUUGUCGAGGCUCGGAUUCAGCACUUCAGGGGAGAGGAGAUCAAGGCCAAGUUCAGGGCUCUCGAAACCAUGAUGCUGAGCAAAGACUUCUUGGCCGCCGCUCUCAGACCGGCCAGCAAGACCGCCCAGUCACUCAAGAUGCGCAAAAGAUCGGCCGUGGCACGGUCAGUAUCUAUCCAUCAGCGCCGCACCCAGACACAGUAG